This is a messenger RNA of Chaetomium globosum CBS 148.51, 1233 nucleotides long. RefSeq lists its product as uncharacterized. Bases 1 to 1233 code for a protein of 410 amino acids. The record is from RefSeq and is a predicted model, not a curated record. NCBI's taxonomy places the organism in Eukaryota, Fungi, Ascomycota, Sordariomycetes, Sordariales, Chaetomiaceae. The transcript has a single exon.
AUGAACAACCACUGGAACCCGGCCAUGGAUGUCACAGUGGUGCAGCCCUACCACGCCAGCGAGAGGCCAGAUUCUCGGUGCUCCGUAACCGCACCUAGCGAUCCGUUCGAGGACGACGGCGUCAUAGAUAGUUUGCUCCACGCCGACGAUGCCUUGGCGGGGGGGUUGGACCCGUCAUUCAGAGAUCAAGUCGCAGCCUGGUCUGCGGCCUUGACGGGCGACGGAAUAAAACACUGGGACGGGUUGGCCAUGGCAGACCAUUCGCACCACGCCAUAGGAAAUUCCGCGGAUGAGCAGCCCCUGGCGGUUGGGACCGCUGAGUUUAGGCCGGCGCAUGUGACCACGUCAAGACAUCCACCGACCACACCGCCCAUCCGGUCGCAACCACAAUUGACAACUUCACCGGCAUGCAUACAUGCGUCUGCGCUACGUGAACAGAACGAGUACCAAACAGUCAAGGGUAGUUUGGCUGCACUGGUGCGGAGGGCGGCCGAGCUCUGUGACAAUAUGUACGACCUCCGCAUCAGGUACCACGACGGCCACAGCGAGCUGGACCCCCCUGGCCAUUUCCCUAUACAUAUGUCGGGCGAGGUGCUUAAAGCAGCCGACGCUUUCCUCCGCCUACUUCGUUGUUUCUUCUCGGACGAACACCGCGGCUGUUCAACCCCCACUCUUGUGCCCGACCCCCCGCCGUCGACAGGGCCAUACUCCUCCUCCCUUGUGCCAGGACAGACGCGGCGCGUCGCUCACGUCGCCGACAGGCCCGCCGCCCUGACGCUGAUCGCGAGCUACCGACGACUUCUCGACCUGUACCUGCUCUACUAUCAGGGCGUGUACGAGUACGUCCGCGACACGGAUUCGGCCCGGCGCCGGAACCAACCCAUCUGGAAGGACUUGAGCGUGGGCGGCGCGCCGCUCCGCGACUUUGGCGACCUGCACAUCAAACUUGUCAUGCAGGCGGCGGCGCGCGUGCUGGAGGACAUCGAGGGCGCCCUCGGCCUCGCGGAGGGAUGUCGUGUCAGCCGUAGGUCGGUGGAUGAAGCUGGCAGCGGCGGGGACGGGAUUCUGGGCACAGUCGUGACGUCUCGCUUCGUCGAACAGUGCAUUGCCGAGGGAGCCACCGGCGGCUCUGAGCAGGGGCCCGGUAUCACGGCCCGCAUAAGAGACAUGGCAGCCGGGUUGGCGGCGCUUCUCGAUGCGCCUGAUAUCGAGCGCUCUAGCUACCUGUUUUAA